This is a messenger RNA of Necator americanus (New World hookworm), 426 nucleotides long. RefSeq lists its product as uncharacterized. Gene Ontology annotation, biological process: autophagy of mitochondrion; macroautophagy; cellular response to nitrogen starvation. The transcript is spliced from 3 exons. NCBI's taxonomy places the organism in Eukaryota, Metazoa, Nematoda, Chromadorea, Rhabditida, Ancylostomatidae. The record is from RefSeq and is a predicted model, not a curated record. Bases 1 to 426 code for a protein of 141 amino acids. Gene Ontology annotation, cellular component: cytosol; autophagosome membrane; autophagosome. Gene Ontology annotation, molecular function: microtubule binding; ubiquitin protein ligase binding.
AUGUCUCUCUCGACCGGUUCAAUUCCUUCGUUCAAGGAGCGACGUCCAUUCCAUGCUCGAGAGAAAGAUGUCGCAGAGAUCAGACGCCAGCAGCCAAACAAGGUCCCUGUAAUUAUCGAGAGAUUUGAUGGUGAACGAAGUCUUCCACUGAUGGAUCGCUGCAAAUUCUUAGUACCGGACCAUAUUACCGUAGCCGAGCUCAUGCAUAUCAUUCGACGCAGGUUGCAGCUCCAUCCUGAGCAAGCUUUCUUCUUGCUGGUCAAUGAAAAAUCUGUAGUUUCCAACUCUAUGACAAUGUCUCAACUUUAUCAAACGGACAGGGAUCAAGACGGAUUUCUAUAUGUUGUCUACACCAGUCAACCGGCUUUCGGAUCCUCCAUAACCCUGUCUCAGCGUUUCAUUACUAUUCGUGGCCAUUCAUCUUGA